AUGAGUGAACACGAUUUGGCUUACUACUUUCAAACAACUGAUAGAGACGCUAUUCCAGACUAUGAGGUAGUUCAUCUUCCGGUAGAAGAAUUAGUGAAAGAUGAUUUGAAAGAAGAAAAUGACGACGAAGGCAUAGAAUAUUCAUUUUCCGCUUUCCAAAGUAAACUGAAAAAGAAUACCAACAUAUUAGGAACGACAUUUAAAACAUACAUCCAUGAAGAUGAUAAUGUUCAAUACUUGAAUCAAACACCAUUAAACUGUCAUUAUUUACACGAAGAUGAAGAAUUUGUUGCCGCACUUAGCAUGUGUACCCCUAAAGCUGUGCAAGGUUUAAUUUUUUUGGACAACUCUACCUUCGAAAUACAUCCGUUAACUCCGAAACUUCAAAGAUUGGUAAAGAGGGAUAUUAGUGAUGAAGAACCUUCUAGUCAGAGAAGAGUACCUCAUAUUAUUAAGAGAGCAAGAUUCGCGAAAGAUUUCUUGUUUGAUGAUUUAUUUCCUACAGCAGGUAACCUCUUGGACAGAAAUGAAGAGUUAAAUGACAACAUAGGCGAUAUUUUCGAGGACGAAAUUUUCCAGAAUACCCUUAAUAAUAACCUUUACCGUAGAACUCCGCCAAUGACUGUAGAACUAGCGUUGUUUUUUGAUGAAGCAGCAUAUAAAAUAUUUGGUCCUUAUUUUGGUUACGAUGACAGAAAAUUACAGAAUAUGCUACUAGCCUACAUAAACGGCGUUCAAGCUCUGUACCAUCACCCGAGUUUGGGAAAUAGUUUGGAGCUAGUACUAGUCAGAUUAGACAUUAUGAAAACCCAACCCAGACAGAUGCCACAUUAUAAUGGAGAAAGAUCACAGUUGUUAGAUAGUUUCUGCGAAUACCAGGCCAGUAUUAACCCUAAAGACGACUCUAAUCCUGAUCACUGGGAUAUGGGACUUUACGUUUCGGGAUUGGACUUUUUUGCUUACGAAAAUGGAAAGAAAAGCGGAGUCACGAUGGGAUUGGCUACAGUGGGCGGUGUAUGUUUGGACAAAUAUGCUUGUAUUAUAGCUGAAUUUGGAACUACAAAUGUAUUUGGGAAGCCGUAUCCUAGUGCCGGAUUUACUAGUGUUUAUAUCUUAGCGCAUGAAAUAGGACACAAUUUAGGUAUGCACCAUGACAAUAGUGGAAAUAGAUGUCCUAAGGAUGGCUAUAUAAUGUCUCCCUCCAGAGGAACUAACGGAGAAACUCAAUGGUCCACCUGUAGUGCUGAAGUUAUGUCAAAAUUGGGUUGGGCAAAAUGUCUGAAAGACUCCAGUAAACCAGUGAGGUCGAGAGACCAUUCCCGAUUUUUGGAUGUUCCCGGCAGGAUUUACACGGCAAAAAAACAAUGCGAGGUUCUUCUAAGGGAUAAGGACGCAGUGAUAGCUCCAAGUCAACAAUUGUCUGAAAUUUGCUACAACUUGCAAUGUAAAACGCCUCACAGAAGCGGAUUUUAUUUUGCAGGGCCUGCUUUAGAUGGUACGCCCUGUGGAUCUGGAAAGUACUGUUACGGUGGACACUGCAGUUCAAGGCAACUACCUAAACCGGUGCAGGUGACUCCGGGUGGGUGGAGUUCUUGGAUGAAGAGUUCUUGUUCCUCUGGAUGUUUAAGUAACGCGAAAGGUAUCCAAAUGAGCACUAGGGAAUGCAAUAAUCCACCGCCAAAGAACACUGAUCAAGGCUGCGAGGGAACCAAUAGACAGUUCAAUUUUUGCAAAGACGAUAAGUUAUGUAAAAGCAAGAAACAAACUGCAACCGAGUAUGCUUCCAGAAAGUGCCAAGAGUUUUCCAGAUUAUUGACUGAACUGGAUCCUCAAGGUGUAGGUCUGCAAGCACCCCACGAAGACGAUCGCUUGUGGACUAGCUGUGCUAUGUUUUGCAAAAGAAAAGAUUCUGGCAUUUUUUACACUCCCAGAUUAGAGCUGAACGACCUGGGAGUAUCCCCAUAUUUUCCCGAUGGUUCUUGGUGUCAUAGAGAUUCAACAGGCAUGAAUUACUACUGUAUUCAACAUCACUGUUUGCCAGAAAACUUUAAAUUUACCAAAAUCCAAGUGCCGGAAUUAGACGAUUUACCGAUUCCCCAAAAUGCCGAGCCGAAUAGGUAUUCACUACCGGCGAAUAUAAAGGAUUAUUUCUCUUUAGGUCCAAAUGGUAGACCUCUAAAAACAUCAAUCAAAAUAUCUGAUCUCAAACCAUCGACCGAUGAAGAUUGGGAAACAAAGGAUUACGUAGAAUUGCCUACUAUCGAAAAACGAUUUGGCGCGUUGGUCCAGGAGAUAAACGAUCUCAAUUUUUUCUGAUUUUUUAUUUUAAGAUGUUAAAUAUAAAAAACUAAUACAUUUUU
Messenger RNA from Sitophilus oryzae (rice weevil), 2360 nucleotides. Its product is annotated as A disintegrin and metalloproteinase with thrombospondin motifs adt-1-like. Gene Ontology annotation, biological process: proteolysis; extracellular matrix organization. Gene Ontology annotation, molecular function: metalloendopeptidase activity. The transcript is spliced from 12 exons. The record is from RefSeq and is a predicted model, not a curated record. Bases 1 to 2316 code for a protein of 771 amino acids. Gene Ontology annotation, cellular component: extracellular matrix. NCBI's taxonomy places the organism in Eukaryota, Metazoa, Arthropoda, Insecta, Coleoptera, Curculionidae.